Etheostoma spectabile (orangethroat darter) is the source of this 8574-nucleotide messenger RNA. RefSeq names its product alsin. Lineage: Eukaryota; Metazoa; Chordata; Actinopteri; Perciformes; Percidae. The record is from RefSeq and is a predicted model, not a curated record. Bases 422 to 5389 code for a protein of 1655 amino acids. The transcript has 41 exons. Gene Ontology annotation, cellular component: intracellular membrane-bounded organelle; dendrite; cytoplasm. Gene Ontology annotation, molecular function: small GTPase binding; guanyl-nucleotide exchange factor activity. Gene Ontology annotation, biological process: regulation of GTPase activity; endosomal transport.
CGUCCUUGCGUCAUUUACACACCGCAGCAACAGGUGUGGCACCGCCGCAGUGUUUGUCCCUGCCCGGCUGCCAUCGGAGAGGUGGCUUCUGUCAACAACACAGAACUGUCAGACAACUUCUGCUUUCACUGCGCAGCACUGAUUGGAAUAAAUCAGUGUUUCUGCCGUGACAGCUACAGACAGUUAUCCGGACUCAUUCACACAUCUCCGCAAUUUUCUCCCGAGUUAAACCUGGCAGUUGGUGUUUAAGAAAGAACAAGCACUUGAAGCCAGAUGAAUCAAAGAGGUAUCGAAACAGUACAGAGGAUUAUUCGUGCUCCUGUAAACUGGUUUAUUGUUGAGGGUGACCAAAAGUCAAGAGCUAUGGAAAAAUGUUACUAAAGAUGCCUUCACUGUCCUGUGGAAUGGAGAGUUGGAAGUGAUGGAGAACAGAGAGGAGAGCCCUGCAGAUGAGCCAGCUCCCACUCCUCCAGAGCAAGGACUGCUCCACAUCUGGCAGUCAGCGGGGCCCAGUGCGCAACUCUGUCCAGAGAGAGUGCUCCUGUCCAGGCCUGUCCUGCAGGCCACCUUGGGAGAACACCAUGGACUCCUGCUGACACAGGGUGGACAGGUCUAUUCUUUCGGAGAACUUUUGUGGAGGGAUCUGAGCAUCCCGGUGUCUGCUCCGGUGCUGGAGGUCUCUCUGCUGGGGAAGACGGUGGUCCGUGUGGCUGCUGGUGGUUUCCACUGCGGUGCGCUGAGCGAGCAGGGCAAUGUCUACAUGUGGGGGGAGAACACUGCAGGACAGUGUGGUCUGACCGAGAGGGGCACAAUCACAAACAUCACAGUUCCAGAGCCUUGCCAAGUCACAGUGGUGGACAGUGAGGUUGUUCCUCCAGCAGUGGUUCGGGUGUUGGAUCUGGCUCUCGGACGGGAGCACAGCUUGGCUUUGUCGGCCCAGAAAGAGGUGUGGGCGUGGGGCAGCGGCUGCCAGCUUGGCUUGGUCACCAACAACUUCCCUGUUUGGAGACCACAGAAGGUGGAGCACUUGGCAGGCAGACAUGUCAUUCAGGUGUCUUGUGGUGCCUACCACAGCCUGGCCCUGGUUCGCAGUUUACCUCCACAGAAUAGCCAGAAUCCAACCAAGUCAACUGAGAAGAGGGAGCGGGGUCGGUCGCCUCACUACGCAGUGACAGAAAGGGAGGAGCCGUUAGCAGUUGAUGCUGGUCACUACUGUCCGCUGGGGGUGGAGCUGAAUGAAGUCAUGACAGGCGAGACCUCUCCCAGAACAAGAGGACCCAGACGAAGGUUACAAUCUCGGGGACGGUCAGCUGGAAGCAGCCCUGGCUCUGCAGCCGGUUCAUGUCCAUUUUCUGAAAAUGGAAAAUCUAACACUAAACAGAAAAAUCUUUCAGUUGGGCAAACUCACCCUCUCACUGACACAGAUGGCAGCCCCAAGUCUCAUUUGCUGUCAGGCUGGGAAGCCAAUAAGAACUCUGCUUUCCCUGACGAGCUAGAGCUUCAGAAUCUCCUUCAGAAACUCUCUAGUCACUCAUUUGAGAUGCGCCACACCACCGGGCCGGGAGAUACCGACUCACUGAGCAGUUACACUUCAGAUGACAGCUGUGUUUCCUCAACUCCUUCCACGGAUCUGUUGACUUCCAGUUACAAAGAUGACUCGCCAAUCAAGAGUCAAAACAACAAUGGCGUGGCCGUGCCGUACUCCUCCUCCCCAGUGUGUUUGGAAGAAGUUCGGCUUUGUCUGGAGGCGGAGAAGCAGACACUGCAGGGGCAGAAAAGCUCCAGUCUCACAAAUAUAAACCAGAAGGGCAGAGCAGCAACAAACAGGAGACGCUCCCUGCCUGGAAUACCCACCCGUGGGUCUCCACGGCAACUGCGGUCUUGUGCCUGCAGGCCAUCCUCUGCUGGUUGGUCCCAGGUUGCUGCGGCUGAGGAGGCUGGAGAUGGGCUGCCGUCUCUGGAGACAGAAGUGUGGAGCUGGGGCCGCGGGUCUGAGGGGCAACUGGGCCACGGAGAUCAGCUUGCUAGACUCCAGCCUCUGUGUAUCAAGUCUUUGACAGGGGAGGAGGUGAUCAAAGUCGCCACAGGGUCACACCAUUCCCUGGCUCUCACUGCUCACUGCCAGGUGUACUCAUGGGGCAGCAACAUGUGUGGACAGCUCGGUCACGUCAACAGUCCUGUCACUGUACCUCAACAGGCAAAGCUGUCUGAUGGUCUUCGGGUUUGGGACGUGUCAGCCGGUCAGAGCCACUCCCUCCUCCUGGCUGAUGGAGACUGUGUCCAGCCGGUCCUGUUGUACUGUGGCCAACAGCAGGAGCCAACGUCAGCGCCGAGUCCAAGGUCCCACCAGAGUCAAAGUUCAUGUCAGAGGUCCCCCAACAGAGCGGAGAGUUAUACAGUCAGACCCACCCUGCUGCCCUUCUGCAUGGAGAUGGGUUACAUCAGCACUGUGUGCAGCGGCGGUCAGAGCUGUGCGGUGCUGGCAGACCAGAACGUCAUGGGUUUUAUCUCAGCAAUCCAUGAGCUGGCCUCCAGAGAAAGACAGUUUUACUGCUGGUCAAGCACCGUCAUGGAGCGCCUCCUCACACCACUACGCAACAGAGAGAUUGUGAGUCCGUCGUUAGGUGAGCCGUGCACUCAUCUCUUCUUCUCUGUCUGUGAGAGUUUUGUUCGUCUGAGCGUCCUGAUCGGUCGACACUCCACGUCACUCAGCUACUUCCUGCAUGAUGUGCAGGGCUGUGAUGUCACUUCCCUUCCCCUGCUGACACAUGCUGAGCACUUUAUGGACAUAUAUAAAGAGUAUUGUUCGUCAGUAGGUGACUUCCACGUGAUGGGCGGAUUCCGAUCACUCCAUAAACUCUCACUUGAGUGUUUAGGCUCUCAGCAGACCAUGCUCGCUCAGCUGUGUGUAUCAGACCAGUCUGUCAGUGGUGAUGUUGAUCUGGGUUCCUUGUUGUACUGGCCUCUGCAGCAACUCCACCAGUAUAGCCGAGUCCUGCUCAAACUGGCGGCCUGUUACGAUGUGUUAACUACAGAGUAUCAGUCCCUUCAUCAGGGCUGUGGCCAGUAUGACUCCCUGUCUUUGUCCUUGUUGAGGAAGAAGAAGGAGGCUGAAACCACCUUCCUCUUCUGGAAGACCCACUCUGGAAAAACUACUGAGGUCCUGCGUCUCCCACAGCGUCGUGUGGUGUGUGAAAGCAGCAACCGAUCUCUGACUCUGCAGAAUGCUGGGCGGUUCUCCAACCACUGGUUCAUAUUAUUCAAUGACACACUGGUGCACACACAGGCUGCCAUUCCUUCUCAGAGCCUUUUCUCCACACAUCACGUAUACCCUCUGACCUGUCUGUGGGCAAAACCACUUACCGAAGACAGCAGCGGACUCUAUGCAAUUAAAAUUACAUGUCCAGAGGAGAGUUUCACCCUGGUGGCUUCGACACCACAAGAAAAGAACAAGUGGCUACGGUCUAUUAACCAGGCGGUGGAUCAGGUGCUGAGUGGUGCAAGUCAGGGGUCGUCACCAGGGAUGACAGCAAUGUCUCGCACUGCCUCUUACACGUUCACCGGAGAAGGCCGGUUUAAAGACGCCCAAUACAACGGGAGCUGGCUGGCAGGACGAGUUAAUGGCAGAGGCACCAUGAAGUGGCCAGAUGGACGGAUCUACAACGGGAACUUUAAGAAAGGGCAGGAGGAUGGCUAUGGAGAGUGUAUAAUACCUAACAAAGUAUUGAAAAAGCCAGACACCUACCAAGGACACUGGAGAGAUGGCAAGAUCCAUGGUUUCGGCAAGUACAAGUAUGCCAGUGGUGAGGUGUACGAGGGCUGUUUCUGUGAUGGGCACCGGCAUGGUUAUGGCAUGCUGAGCUCCGGAAGGCUGACCAAGAACUCCUCCAGCGUUUUCAUUGGCCAGUGGGUCCACGACAAGAAGACGGGAUAUGGAGUCUACGAUGACAUCACAAGAGGUGAGAAGUACAUGGGACUGUGGUUGGACGAGCAGCGGCAUGGCAGCGCUGUGGUUGUCACCCAGUGUGGUGUGUACUAUGAAGGGACCUUCAGAGACAACAAGAUGAGUGGUCCAGGUUUGUUGAUGUCAGAUGACGACACCGUUUUACAUGGGGAGUUUUCUGAUGACUGGACUGUCAACGGGAAGGGUGUUUUAUUCCAGGCUAAUGGUGACUGUCUGCAGGGCCUGUUCAGUGGAGAGUGGACCACAGGGCUGAAGGUGGUUGGAACUUACACCAAACUAGCUGCAGAUGAACCAGAAAACAAAGAGAGAAACAGCCUGCUCAAGCUGGGUCAGUACAUGGUGCCUGCAGGUCAGAGGUGGCUCUGUGUGUUUGAUGAAUGUUGGAGUCGACUGGGCUGUGAUGCUCCUGGGAGAGGAGAGAGGUCUGUGGCCUGGGACAACAUUGCUGUUACCAUAACAACUGCACGACGACAAAGCCCAGAUCUCAGUAGGUCUCAGCGUAAAGUAUUGGAGUGUUUGGAGUGCAUUCCUCAGCACGGAGAACCGGUGACCACCGCAAACUAUGACAACAUACGAAGAUACCUCAUCAAGGCGUGUGAGACCCCUCAUCACCCUCUGGGCUGGCUGGUGGAGACGUUGGUGACGGCCUACAGGAUGACUUACGUCGGCGUAGGAUCCAACCGCAGGCUGCUCAACCAGGCCGUCCAGGAGGUUCUGGCCUACCUUACGCAUUUCUACAGCAUUGUCAGGUUUCUGUUUUCGGGAUUACCAGAUGAUGGCGGCAUCAUCCCUGAGCCCCCUGCCUCUCCAUCUCGAAGCAGACACAGCUCUAAAAUAGCAGAGCAAAACAGUGUUGUGGUGGUGAGUUGCUCGUCUCUGCUCCUCCCACAGCUGCUUCCUCGACUCUACCCUCCUCUCUUUACCCUGUACUGCCUGCAGGAGGAGCAGAAGGAGGCCCAGUACUGGGAGCGCAUCCUCCGACUCAACAAACAGCCCGACCAGUCACUGCUCAGCUUCCUUGGAGUGCAGGAGAAGUUCUGGCCCGUGUGGAUGUCAAUUCUGGGAGAGAAAAAGCAGAUUGUGUCCAGCAGUAAAGAUGCGUGCUUUGUUUUUGCUGUAGAGACACUCCAACAAAUCAGCACCACCUUCACUCCGUCAGACAAACUCCUCGUCAUCCAGAAGACAUUUGAGGAACUGACCCAGGAAGUAAAACCUAUGCUAAAUAGCAACUUCCUGUGGUGCAUGGAUGACCUGCUCCCUCUCUUCCUCUAUGUUGUGCUCAGGGCAAGGAUCAGGAACCUGGGAGCAGAGAUCAGUCUGAUAGAAGAUUUAAUGGAUCCCAACGUUCAGCACGGAGAGAUGGGACUGAUGUUCACCACACUGAAGGCCUGCUACAUCCAGAUCCAGCAUGAGUCGGCUAUGUAGGAGCAGAAAGCAAGAUACCACACAGUCAACAAACAGCAAUACAUGCACUGCCGGAAGAGGCUCAGUGCUUAGCACAUAGAAGCUGCCAGAACAAAACGAGUCAACCCACCAGUGUUCUACUGGAUGCCGCUGGGAAGCCGUCACACAUGGAGGGAAGGGAGAGUGUCACCCUUUCUGUCAAACACCUGUCACCUUGUUACUGUUGAUCUUUUCAGUAUGUUACAGCACACCAAAGCUCUCUCCUUUUUUAUCAUAGACAGUUUUCACAGGAAAGUAACAAGUCGCCCUCUUCUGAACAUGUUAGGUAACUGCAUUAGUGUCUACAUAACAUUUGGUAAUAUUUCAUUACAUUAGAUUUUUGGUUAUAAUACAUGAGCUCAGUUUCAACAAUAAGAAUUUUGUUGAAACACCAGUGCAGUUUUCAUUUUCACUAUUUUUAUUUGACAGUUUUUCCCUAAAGGGUGAUUGAUUAGAAUAUACAGUAAGGUCCCUGUGAGGUGUUGGACUGUAUAUUACUCCAGACAAAGGGAACUUACUAACCACAUCACUGAUGAAGUCAGUGAACGUAACGGGUUAUUAACUGGAAAUCUAAAUAAUAAUGUAGAUAUUGUUUUAAAGGCAAGGUACUUUUCAAAGGGAAUGUCAAUGUUUUAAAGUUGUGAUUUUCCCGCGUUUAAUUAACAGUAAAUCUCCAGCCACAGUAAAAUUCACAGUAUUUGAUACUUAAUUAUAUAUCAAAUAUCACAAGCUAAUGAAACCUGCAGUACAGUUACCUACUGCAUAUGGUAACUGCAGUUCAUUUAACUUUGAGCAGUUGAGACAGCUACAGGAGACACCGAUGGUGUCAAUACAGCAAGGUCAGGGUCAGUCUGAAAAGCAGACCGGGUGAAGGGUUCUUUUUUUUUUAACAGAAUACAACUCAAAAUUCGCAUAGUUUUUUGCAUGAAAACAGUAAAACAGCUUAAGGCACUUAAUGUCUGUUUUUCCAUUUCUUCCUCAGAAGCCAAACCAAAAUCACCAGCUCGGAAAUCUUAACUCCUCAUGUAACAGUAUGUUUCUGCAAAUCAGGUGCAAAUUGUCUUCCUUUGUUUGCAUAUAAAUCUAAAAUCUCAUCUCACUUCCCAAACAACUGUAGUACCUUUUGAAUGCAAGAGAGGUCAACAUCACACUAAACAGACUUUCAGUUUCUUGAGACAGUUUAAAUUAUUUUUAGUUUUUGAACACUUGUACUGUCCUGUAAUACAACCCCAACGUUUGCAUGCUCCUGUAUGUUGAAACUAACCAUGAAGUAGUGUGUCUCAGGUCUGAAAUUCAGAUAUUCUCAACUAGUAUACAAUAAGCUGACCGGUAGGGCAAUAACUUGUCACUACAGAGGGAAGGAUUUUCUACUUAAGAUAAGUAAAAAGGGAACACUGAUUAGCUAAGCAUUAAGGAAACGUUCAUUGUUUUGUGUACAUCUUAAAUAGUUUGUCAGUGGUUUGUCAGUGUUAGUGGAUACACAUACGGGUGGGGGGGGGGGGGGGGGGGGGGGGGGGGGUGAGCAUGUAUGAACAAGUCUGACAAGGGACACUUGUCAUGUUGCACUGACAGCUUUUUAGUUUAGUUUAGCAAACAGCCAGGAGAGUGUUUGAAGGCAGAUUAUGUUCACUUUGUCGUGCAAUAGUUUUGGCCAAGUUACCUAAAAAACAUAUAUAUUUAUAGAAAUAUACAUAGAAAUAUUCCAGGAUUGUUCCCUGUCUCCAUAAAGGACACUCUGUUUUGUGUCAUGUUAGUUUGUGAGAAGAAUUUGUCGAAAACCUUUUCUGUUUUUUUUCUUUUCUGUUUUUUUUCUUUUCUUUUUUUUAAUUAAAUUUGGUGAAAGGUUGAGCCCAAAAAAGUGACGUCUACUGUGUGAAUCCACUAAAGGAUUAAUUCACAUUGUAAAAUGGGGCCUUUACUAAAAUGAAAGAAAUAUGGCAUAUAUGUAUGCCAUAAUUGUCUAUCGCUGGGUGUUUUAAUACAGCUAAUUAACUAGUCUGCCAAACCCAUCAAGGUCCUUAAAACUUUCUUUUACUGUCAGUUUGUUCUUUGAAUCCAUCUGUGAGUUAUUAAUGACCGUGUUCAAAAUUAUAAUUCUCUGUUUUCUUUUUAAAAUGCUCCUUGUUAUAAAAGUAAAAAGUUUAUAAAUACAAUCUGGCAUGACAAACUGACUUUUUUAAAGAACCUGGGGAACCUUUAAAUCACUCAAGAAAUAUUACUCAUUAAUUUAUUAGUAGAUUAAAUUAUGUAUCAGAGAUAUAAUAAAAGUAUAAAUCAUAUAUCGGAGAAUUUCCCACAACCAUGGCUUAUUAUUAAAGAAUCUCCACGGAGUCAAACUUUUAAAAAUCCACUGAGAACCAUGAGGAUUUCUGCCGUCAUGUUACUGACUUGAUUAACUGAGCUCGUUUUAAUGUUGUCAGGAAUAAAUGUCAGUCAGAUUGAACUGCAGUAUUCAACAAUAAAUAAAAAACUUGCCAAAAUGGUAGAGAAGCAGGUGUUUCAUUAGAUUUGAUUCAAAAUCAUUUUAUCACUUUCAGCGUUGCCGAAAUGUGUUUGUACUGUAAUUUUUGUCACUGAAGUUUUUUUUUUUUUGCAGAAUGCAGACACCUAUGUGCUGGGACAGUUUUUUUCUUCUUUUGGUUAUUAAAACGACUGCAGUUUUGUGUAAUACAGAUGUUGCAACUAAGGAUGGAUGAGACAAAAGCAUUCAGCUGGUCUCCAUAGAUACCAGGUUAAAGGAUAGACAGAUGUUUUGCAUGUCUUAGCCCAAUAUCAACAUAUCACCUCCAAUUUUCAGUACUGCCAACCAUCACGUACAACAUUCCAUUAUGGUAUGUUAUUGUACUGAAAUGAACCUGAUCUAACGAUUUAGAAACUGUAAUAGAAGUAAUAUAAAGUGCACAUUGUUUCCAUUUUAUGGGCUCAAACAUGUAAAACAUGGUCUUUUGUAAAAACCUACAUUUCUUGGUGGUAUCACACUAUGAGGUACCUGGCUGAAUGUAUGCCUUGAGUUUAUUAUUUUUCUAACAGUAUAUUUUUGUAACUUCAUACAUUUGUAGAAAGAGAUGAUCAGGGGAACUGAUUGCAAAAUGUUAAUUAAUUUAGUGGAAACAAUGCAGUGAGAAAUGAAAAGUGUUUACCAUAUAAAUAAAUGUGGUAUCAUUCUG